Messenger RNA from Notolabrus celidotus (New Zealand spotty), 3099 nucleotides. RefSeq names its product NXPE family member 3-like. The coding region runs from base 1028 to 2713 and encodes 561 amino acids. The record is from RefSeq and is a predicted model, not a curated record. The transcript is spliced from 7 exons. Lineage: Eukaryota; Metazoa; Chordata; Actinopteri; Labriformes; Labridae.
CCAGUAUUUAAGACACCCUUGAUGCUUAUUUUGAGUAGUUCAUUUCUCUUAGUUUGUUAGUACGUGUUUUAGCUUAGCUUGUAUUUUUUCCCCUCCUUUUUCCAGGUUUUAAUUCUUGUUACUCCCCUCAUCCCCUAGCCAUCUUCAAAGAAUGUAACAUAGAGUCAGUAUGGGUGCUUGAUCAUUUUUAAAUGUCUAUAGACCCAAUGCAUCAAAUUAUUUAUUCCAGAAAAUGUGAAUAAUUUGUCUUGCUCAAGCUCUGACAAAUGCAAAACAAAAAUAAAUUAGUGAUCACAUCUAAUUCAUGAGUUUUGUUUGGUGUCAUACCAUAUUUGAUACAUCAGGUAGGCCUGCAAAUUGUAUGCAAUUUACUGGCUACAUAUGUACUUCAUAAACAAAUAAGGGAUAACCAGCCCAAAAAAACACUUCUCAGAGCUAAUAUCACCUCCCAUAAAAGAACCACACAUCUUGAUAGGAACACAGUUUUAAUGUUACCCUUAAACUCAAAUAUUUCCGUCAAAGUAUGACCAAACUUAAAUGAAACAUUCAAAGGUGGCGCCAAGGAGGGGCUUGGGUGUGCUCAGCUACCCCUGUAGCCAUAGCACCCUCACAGUCCCCCCAAGACAUUUCUGCAGAUUAAUUAAAAUUAUAAUAGUUAUUUUACAUGUGAGUCCUUUAUAGUUCAAUUUAAGUCGAGACAUCAUAAAUACCAUUUUUUUCCCCCUAAAAAAAAUAUAAUGAAGAGCAGAAUCAGAUGGUUAUUUUCAGCCAAUUGCGCAGCCCGUAUUAACCUUUGACCUUACGUACACUGUCUUGAGCUCCAGUUUUCGCUUGCUUAGCAACAGUGUAUAUCACAGGGGAUUGUUUGUAAUUUAUAAAUAAAUAGCCAAGGAGAGAGAUGGAGGCCAAAGUACGGCUUAUUCAGGUGCUGCUACAUGGAGCUGAGAGAGAUUUAGCAGUGUCUGUCACUGACCAGGACUAAGAAAAGUCUGAGGACGGGGACCAGAAACCGGACUUGGAUUUUCUGAUGAGGAAUCAGGCAUUGCCAAAGACACUGGCAAUCAUCCCCAUGAUGCUUAAAGAAAACUCUGCCAAGAAAGAGUCCACUGAUCCUCCAAUGCUUUAUGACUUCUGCACUUUGAAGUCACUGUCCCCUGCAGAUGCUCUGGAGGAACGCCUCUUAUUGGACUCUAUUGCUUGGCCUGAAACUCCACUUUGGCCAGAUCCUCUGUCAUUGGAGCAGACCAGUGCUCCUGCAAACAGCACCUUCACCAUCCUCCCAGGGAGGACAGGACAAGGAGAGUGGCAUGAAGGGGAUCAGCUGGAGGUUUUAAUAAAAAUGUACAACUUCCUUGGUCAUGCCAAGAAGUCAGGUGGAGACGUCUUACUUGCCCGGCUGCACAACAAAGCACUCAGUACAGGUGUGGCUGGGCGGGUGGUGGAUCAUCUUAAUGGCUCCUACUCUGCUGUUUUCCCUUUACUCUGGGAAGGAAGCGCACAGGUCGAGGUGAUAUUUGUUCACUCCAGCGAGGCUGUCACAGUUCUUCGCAGGCUGACCAGAGAAGAGCCUGACAGGAUUCUUUUUGAGAGCCUCUUCCGCUCAGGGUCAAUCUCUCAACAUACCAUCUGUAAUGUUUGCUUACAUCAAACCAGCCAGCCGUUGUGCAAUUACACCGACCUCCGCACAGGUGAGCCUUGGUUCUGCUACAAGCCACUGAAUCUGAGCUGUGAUGCCAGGAUCAGCCACAUGAAAGGCAAAUUCAACCAAAAGCUCAAGGCUAAAGAGGAGGAGCUCUUUGAAAGGAAUGUCAACAUGAAAGUCUUCAUUAAUGCCUCAGGAGCUGACAGUGUCACUGUGUUGCCACAAAGGAAAGAGCAACCCGGGAUCAAUAAAGGGAACGGGACGUCUGAACUCUCUGGAUAUUAUUACCAGGGUGAGUGGCGAACACUUGGUGGCACCAGAGUUCGCCAAUUCAACAGCUCCUCUGCCAUCAGUCAGUGUCUGAAGGGCAAGGAGGUCCACCUGUAUGGAGACUCCACUGUCAGGCAGUGGUAUGAGUACAUCGGUGCUUCACUACCAGAUGCUAAGGAAGUAAACCUGAAUAGUCCAAAGCAGGCAGGACCUUUAAUGAUGGUGGACUUCGAAAACAGCAUCUUGGUAACUUAUCGCUGCCACGGUCCUCCUCUUCGGUUUCAAAGCAUUCCAGUCAGUCGUCUGCGUUACAUUGCUAAUGAACUGGAUAGGUUAACUGGUGGCACCAACACUAUCGUAGUGAUUGGCAUCUGGUCCCACUUCAGCACUUUCCCCAUCGAGCUCUACAUCCGGCGGCUGCAGAACAUCCGCAAGGCGGUGAUUCUUCUGUUGAACAGGGCUCCAGGCACGCUGGUGGUCAUCAGGACUGCAAACCCCAAAGCUCUGACACUUUAUGAGACGCUAACCAACAGUGACUGGUACUCGCUUCAGCGUGACAAGGUUCUCCGAGCUGUGUUCAGAGGAGUUAAUGUUAAACUGGUGGAUGCAUGGGAGAUGGUUCUGGCCAAUGACCUGCCGCACAGCCUUCACCCACAACCUCCCAUCAUCAAGAAUAUGAUCAACGUUCUCUUGUCCUACAUAUGUCCUAAAUGGGAAGCUGGCUGUGCGGUUCAAGGAUUGGCUAAGAGGUUGACUUUGGCAGGGAUAAGGCAGCUCAUUCCUCACUUUGGGCCCGGAUAAUACAAGUUUACUUAAAAAACUCUAGCAAAUGAGUUGUCCUAAAAAAAAAGAAAAUUAAGGCAAGACAAUGACAAAGACACUGAGCAUGCAGCACUCUCUCAUGCUCUGCAAAGAGCGCCAACAGAUUCCUUUCAUGGAGAAGAGAAGUUUGUCAUAUCCAUUAAAGGAAAAACAUGGUGGCUACAGGAGAUGCUGGUCCAAGGUAUAUUCCAUACAUGGUUUUAAAUGUAUCUACAUGCAUGUAUUUUAACACCAUGUAAAGAGCAUAGGGAAUCUAAAGACUGAAUAUGAACAAGCAGUACUAACUCAGUACUUUAGGUGAAAUGCACUUGAUUUUUUUAAUUCAGAGUUUUAUUUUCCAAAUGGCUAAUUUUUUUUUUUUUUUC